CUGAAGGCGGGAACACUGGGAGCUGAGGGCCAGCCGGAAGUCCCUGGCGUUUCCGGUGGCUAGCGGAGGAUCAAGCCAUGGCCAAGCAUCACCCGGACUUGAUCUUCUGCCGCAAGCAGGCUGGUGUCGCCAUCGGAAGACUGUGUGAGAAGUGUGACGGCAAGUGUGUGAUCUGUGACUCCUACGUGCGGCCCUGCACACUGGUCCGGAUCUGUGACGAGUGCAACUAUGGCUCGUACCAGGGGCGCUGUGUGAUCUGCGGGGGACCCGGCGUCUCAGACGCCUACUACUGCAAGGAGUGCACCAUCCAGGAGAAGGAUAGAGAUGGCUGUCCCAAGAUUGUCAACUUGGGGAGCUCUAAGACAGAUCUUUUCUAUGAACGCAAAAAGUACGGCUUUAAGAAGAGGUGAUUGGUGGGUGGCUCCUUCCUGCUCCCGCACAGCUGCUGCCGCCACCAGAAGAAAAUCUGCAGCAGCA
Molecule: messenger RNA, 477 nt
Organism: Ochotona princeps (American pika)
Lineage: Eukaryota; Metazoa; Chordata; Mammalia; Lagomorpha; Ochotonidae
Gene: PHF5A
Product: PHD finger protein 5A
Exons: 4
Coding region: 78-410 (110 amino acids)
Biological process (GO): mRNA splicing, via spliceosome
Cellular component (GO): catalytic step 2 spliceosome; precatalytic spliceosome; U2 snRNP
Source: RefSeq, a predicted model, not a curated record